AUGAAGUGCAAGCCGAACCAGACGCGCACCUACGACCCGGAGGGCUUCAGGCAGCGCGCCGCGUGCCUGUGCUUCCGGAGCGAGCGCGAGGACGAGGUGCUGCUGGUGAGCAGCAGCCGCCACCCCGACCGCUGGAUCGUGCCCGGCGGGGGCAUGGAGCCCGAGGAGGAGCCCGGCGGCGCGGCCGUGCGAGAGGUGUACGAGGAGGCGGGAGUCAGGGGCAAGUUGGGCCGGCUCCUGGGCGUCUUCGAGCAGAACCAAGACCGCAAGCACCGCACCUACGUGUAUGUACUGACUGUCACCGAGAUUCUGGAGGACUGGGAAGACUCGGUGAGCAUUGGGAGGAAGCGAGAGUGGUUCAAAGUCGAAGAUGCCAUCAAGGUUCUCCAGUGCCACAAGCCCGUGCAUGCCGAAUAUCUGGAGAAACUAAAGCUGGGCGGUUCCCCAGCCAAUGGAAACUCCAUGGCCCCGUCCCUGCCAGAGAGCGAGCCCUAGUAAACAGCAUAGAUGUUCAGACUCAUCUGAAAGAACCCGAUGAUGAAUGGAAUUGUGAACUAUAGGUGAGCUCUUUCACGCUCCAAGGGACGCAGCGCAGCCUCUGCUCUGGACACUUCUCCCUGUUCAUUACAGUGACUAUUAUCUAGGUUGUUGCACUACCACUGUAUCUGUACAGACUUCAAAUGUGGCAGCCCUAUGGCCUAUUUCUGCUGUUAGGAUUAUUUGUCUGUAAUUCCCCAGGUUACAUGACCUCUAGUGCAAGUACCUUGUUUACUUAGUCUAUUUUUACAUAUCUGAUAUACAAGACAUAACUUGAAAUAUGAUAGAUAUCACUGAAGAUUUGUUUAAAUGAUAUUUUGUAAUGAUACCUAGUGGCAAAGCAUUCAUUUUCUAAUCUGAUGUUAUUAUAGUACUGUCUAGCAUAUAUGUGGAUUCUACAUGCCAAAUGUCACACAAGUUCUCAAGGCAGCUGUGAGAUUAAAAAAACAAAAAUUAUUACUCAUAUUGCCUAUGUCAUCCCAGACAUUUUUGUGCCGUCUAAUGGCAGUGUGCUGAAAAUAAUUGCCAAAAUUUUGAACCUAAAUCUGACUGUGCCUCUAGAUGUAAUUCUUAAUCUGUGAAAAAUACAGGGAAGAGAGAAACUUAUCACUGUGCACCACAGAAAUGAUGUCUGCAGAUUCAAAACUGUAAAGGAGAAAUGACCCCGUUUCUUCAAAAAUAAAUGUUCCGAAGAAAGAUCAAAGUUGCACCUAUAGAUUCAGUGAAUUUAAGCGACAUAUCAACUAAUUGUGAUAAAUGGGCUUAUUUUUGGAUCCUGAUUUGACCAAACUGUAACAAGCAAAUCUGUGAGACAAUCAGGAUAACUUAAAAAUUGACCUGAUACUUCAUAUUAGUUGGGAUAAUGGUUUUGUGGUUAUGUUGAAAACAAGAGUCCUUAUCUUUAGAGAUACAUUCUCAAAUAUUUAUGGUAGAAAUGAAACCUGGAAUUUGCUUCAAAAUAAGCCUGUGGAUGUUAAGUGCUUUGGAGGUAUUGAUGAAAUGAGAUUGAUCUUGAUAAUUGUUAUUAAAA
This is a messenger RNA of Condylura cristata (star-nosed mole), 1567 nucleotides long. Its product is annotated as diphosphoinositol polyphosphate phosphohydrolase 3-beta. The record is from RefSeq and is a predicted model, not a curated record. Gene Ontology annotation, biological process: adenosine 5'-(hexahydrogen pentaphosphate) catabolic process; diadenosine hexaphosphate catabolic process; diphosphoinositol polyphosphate metabolic process. Bases 1 to 495 code for a protein of 164 amino acids. Gene Ontology annotation, cellular component: cytoplasm; nucleus. Lineage: Eukaryota; Metazoa; Chordata; Mammalia; Eulipotyphla; Talpidae. The transcript has 2 exons. Gene Ontology annotation, molecular function: endopolyphosphatase activity; bis(5'-adenosyl)-pentaphosphatase activity; bis(5'-adenosyl)-hexaphosphatase activity.